Messenger RNA from Blumeria graminis f. sp. triticale, 1431 nucleotides. Lineage: Eukaryota; Fungi; Ascomycota; Leotiomycetes; Helotiales; Erysiphaceae. The record is from the annotation of a GenBank genome assembly.
AUGACAGCCUCCCAGGAAGAAGCCGUAGCUUACAAGAAUGAAGGAAACAAGGCUUUCUCUGCGCAUGACUGGGCGAAAGCUAUAGAGAAUUACACGAAAGCCAUUGAGCUGGACAAUAAGCAGGCAGCAUAUUAUGCCAAUAGAGCUCAGGCAAAUAUCAAAUCAGAAGCGUAUGGCUAUGCCAUUGACGAUGCAACAAAGGCAAUCGAGAUUGAUCCAAAUUUUAUUAAGGCAUAUUAUAGAAGAGCACUUGCGUAUACCGCCAUUCUAAGGCCAAAAGAUGCACUUAAAGAUUUUAGAGCUGUUGUAAAAAAAGUACCUAGCGAUAAAGAUGCCAAGUUAAAGCUGGCAGAAUGUGAAAAAAUAGUCAGAAGGGUAGCUUUUCUUGCGGCAAUUGAGGUCGGUGAUGAGCCGUCAGCAGCUGAGGGGCUAGAUUUAGACUCUAUGAAAAUCGAAGAUGAAUAUGAUGGAAUUAGACUUGAAAACGAGAUGACGGCAGAAUUUAUCACCAACAUGAUCGAUCGAUUUAAAAAUGGAAAGAAACUUCAUAAAAAAUAUGUCUAUCAAAUUAUUUUGGCAGUAAAAGAAAUCCUAAGUGCUGAACCAACGCUAGUUGAAAUGGAAAUUCCAGACAAUAUUCAGCUUACAAUCUGUGGGGACACGCAUGGCCAGUUUUUCGACCUGAUGGAGCUCUUUAGACUUAAUGGACUCCCCACCGAAAAACACUUUUACCUAUUUAAUGGAGAUUUUGUAGAUCGUGGCUCUUGGUCAACCGAAAUCGCCCUUUUGUUAUAUGCAUAUAAGUGGUUGCGCCCAAGCUGUUUUUUCAUCAACCGUGGCAACCACGAGACAGACGACUUAAAUCGGCUAUACGGAUUCGAGGGCGAGUGCAAAGCUAAAUAUAAUGAACGCACCUUUAGACUUUUUUCCGAAAGUUUCUCGGCAUUACCAUUAGCUACUCUAGUUGGUUCGAAGUAUUUGGUACUUCAUGGUGGCCUUUUCUCGGAUGAUAAAGUUACACUUGACGAUAUUCGAAAGCUUAAUAGGUUAAAUCAGAGACAGCCAGCACAAUCAGGAUUAAUGAUGGAAAUGCUGUGGACAGAUCCUCAGAAUGAUCCAGGGCGAGGGCCGAGCAAGAGAGGUAUUGGUAUGCAAUUUGGCCCAGAUGUGACCAAGAGGUUCUGCGAAAAUAAUGGAUUGGAUGCUAUCAUUCGUAGUCACGAAGUAAGAAUGGAAGGCUAUGAGGCGCAACAUGAUGGAAAAUGCAUUACAGUUUUCUCUGCGCCCAAGUACUGCGAUACUACUGAAAAUAAAGGCGCUUACAUUAAUGUUGGGUCCGAUUACCAACUUCAUUUCCACAAGUUCGAUGCAGUUCCACACCCUAAUAUUAAAGCUAUGGCCUACGCAUCAGGCCCUAUGAUGAUGGGUUAG